GAACCCAAGUUUGGGCCGACAGCGCCACCUGGCCAAAUAUUGGCCGACCUCGUUACGUGGGUGGCCACAAUUUCUGACGGGUGACAGAUUGUUCUGCAACAGGGGUUACCGGUUCGCUUCCGAUCUGGCUAGAGAUGGAUCCGAAUGGUCACGAAGUCAAACAUUGCUCGAACGCAAAUAAUCCCACGAGGGACCCGAUUGACAACAACAUGGCCACAAGGACGAAAUAUUUAGGGGGAGUGACCGUGAUCUCUCCGAUCGAGUCUCGCCGGAACGAGAUGAGAAUGAGUAAGCUCGCCUAUCCGUACGUUUUGAUUAUUAUUCCCCCUUUCUUGACUGUCUUUUUUUUUGGGGGGGGGAAUGUUUUAGUGGCUGAGAAGGAAGAAGAAGAGCUUCAGAAAUUGAAGGAGGCUCUCAGACUCACACACGUGCACACCACGCCACAGAGACUCGGCGGCGAUGCCACCUUGGCCCAAGUCAGGGAGAGACAGUCUGCGGACUUGCGUUGCUCCAAGAUGCAGAAGAAGCUCAAACAGGAAACUUUGGCUCAGAAGAAGAGAAAAGAAGAGGAGGAUGAGCUUCAGUGGAAGAAAGACGAACACAGAAAAAAGGCCGAGCGUCUGGAGGAACGGAAGAAGGCGGAGCAGCAGAGAAGGCGGGAAGACCUCCAACAAGAUCACGCCCAGGUGAACUCGGCCUUCUUGGACAAGCUCGACCGUCCCAGCGGAGGAAGCGUAGGAAACCCGACGAGCGAGUCCGGCACCCGUGGACAAGAAAGACCUGGACCUCGUCCGGGGGACGACGACUCUGGCGAGGCAGAGGAGACCGACCAGGACCAGGACGAGUACCAAGAGCGGUACCGCUACCAGAACCUGGAAUGGGCCUUGAUGAAACUGAUGGUAAACUUCCCAGACUUCAGCAGACUCUUCCUGGAGGACAUCCUCGACCAGUGUAGCGGCGACUACCGGCAGGCGCACGCUUUACUCAAGCGCUCGAUGACUUGAAGUCGAAAGAGAUAAAUGCGGGGCGGCUGGAGCUCUUCUAUAUUGCGAGGAUUUGUGAUUGAAAUGCCAUUCGGGACUUUUGCGAGUUUUUGGACAUGAGUGACAUCGCUUGGUCCAUUUUUUGCAUUGUGUUGCGGGCCGGACACCGAUAAAUGAACGGGACAAGUGGUCAAACGCACAAGAAUCGGAACACGCUCGAGCAGCUACAGUAGACCACAAGCAAAAGUCACGGCCGGACGCUUCCAGGGACUACAAUUCAAGUCCAGACCCUUACAGAGACCAAAACUCACGGCCGGACGUUUACAGAGACCAAAAGUCACGGCCGGACGCUUCCAGAGACUAAAACUCAAGUCCAGAUGCUUCCAGAGACCAAAAGUCACAUCUGAACACUACCAGAGCCCUUAAAGUCACGUCCGGACACUUCCAGAGACUAAAACUCAAGUCCAGAUGCUUCCAGAGACCAAAAGUCACAUCUGAACACUACCAGAGCCCUUAAAGUCACGUCCGGACGCUUCCAGAGACUAAAACUCAAGUCCAGAUGCUUCCAGAGACCAAAACGUCACGUCUGGGCGUUUCCAGCGAGCAAAGGUCACCUCUGGACGCUUCCAGAGACUAAAACUCAAGUCCAGAUGCUUCCAGAGACCAAAAGUCACAUCCGAACACUACCAGAGCCCUUAAAGUCACGUCCGGACAAUUACAGAGACUAACCGGCCAUGUCUUGAGAUCCUUCACGAGGCCACGCCCCUUUUAAGGUUGUCGUUGGGACUUUGAAGUGUCAACAACAACCAGAUGUGCAGUGAUGUCGCUUUCGAGAUCAUUCGAUUCUCUUUUAUUGUUUCAUCGUGUUUUCAUGCUUUGCCUUUUUCUUUGUUAAAAGCGCCCUUCCCAAAAAAUGGCGGCAGUUGUUGUGUGCGGAACGGAUCGUUCAUUUCUCCAACGAGUGGAUUUCCAUUUGAUGCGUGAGGUCGUUGUACGCGUUUGCAGAAUUGCGCGGCGGGCCGUAUCCGGAGCUCCCGCGGGCCGACGGUUGCCCGACGCCGGUCUUUGGGUAUUUGCUGUGUUGCCCGCAAGCUGAGUGAGCCCCCUUUUUCUUUGCUUCUGGGAGAUCAUCUUCGCCUCAUUUUCGGGGCCCUUAAUGGAGUCAGCGCGUGCAGCCGGACACGGAAGCGCUCCACCCGAAGACGGACGGACGGACCCAAGUCCUAUUCUCAAGAAACCGCCGGGUGUUUUUGACGUCAAUGAUUUGUUUUCUGGUCUGUGUCUUUCGAUUCCAAAUCCCAAAUCUUUGUUCAAUGGGGAAGACGCUUCCAAUGUUAAUUUGACUUUCUCCGAAUGGACGAUGGCGCAAACUUAAGAGGAGCAUUUAUGGAGAACGCACUUUUGGGUCUCGGGACCGCCUGCCCGCGCGCAUCAAGUUGGAACUCAAACAUUUUUGCGAACGCGUCCGUGUCGGCGAGCGCUUCCGACGUCGACUUUCUCCCGGCCCGCUGUCGCGUCCCGGUAUCGACGUAUGGGACAAAACGGGCCGAUUUCGGGUGAGCUGGAGCCGAUCCCGUCUUGACUUUGAGCGAGAGGCGGCCGGCGCCCCGAACCGGUCGCGAGUGCGCUCUAAUUCGUGACCUUUGAGGUACUUUGACGUGAUUGAGAUGCCUGGCAGCAGUUUCCAAACAUACCACCCAAAAAUCGGAGCAUGUGCAUUCUAUGGAGUACCAUUCAAUCACUUUUCUCUAAUAGGAUGGGGGAAUGUUCUGAACUCCUGCGAUUGGCGCCUGAGGAGAAGCGCUACAGCAAAUGGAUGGAAGGUUGUGAACUCCACGUGGCGCAAGACGCUUUCUUUGCCGUCCUAACGCUUGUCGGCCAUGAAGCGCAGAAAGGGGAGCGCCCUUUUAAACGGUGCCAGUUCGUUGUCGAGGUCGCGCCCUUUUAAACGGUGCCAGUUCGUUGUCGAGGUCGCGCCCUUUUAAACGGUGCCAAGCCGCCGAUUUGAUUGACGUUGGAAGAAAAAAGACAAUUUAACAAUUGUUUGUCGCAGGCUGGCGUCCCCUCCGGGAAUCGGCGUGCCACGUCGGGCUUGUCUGAGCCUGGCAAAUUCCAGCUGGUUUCCGCAAAGCCGGCAAAAUGAUAGCAAGUCGGAAACCGAGGACGCCUGAAUUUAGGUCGAAAUCUGCGACCAAUAAAAUACCCAAAACCCGAACAAAGCGCCAGACGAAUGUGUUGGAGCUUCAGAUGUGCUUGAUUCCAACAUGACCUCAAACGCACCACUAGGUGGCAGCAGUUAACUUCCUUUGAUAUUUGCACGACCUUGUGAGUUCUGAUCGCGAUGGAUGAUUUGACUUGAUGGCAAAAAUGAAAUUGGCUGAGAGUGUUGACUUGAAAUCGAAGCACCGAAAGAAGGCGGCCAUCUUCGUGGAAAGCCGACGCAAUCUUUUGAUCUUUGUUGGUGUUGGAACGUUGCGCUUGUGCGAGUGUAGGAGUCAAAAAGAAAGCUCAUGUUGUGCGUGCGUGGGCGCGACAACGCGAGCUUCUUGUGAGGGCGGCGCCCCCCGCCCACCCCGCGGGAAUCCCCCGACUCCCCUGGCCCGCGUUUGCUGGCGUAGCUGCCUCUGUUGUUCCUUUUCUCCUCCGCAUUCCAGACGUGGCGGCUCCGUCCGGCACGAGAGACGUGUGCCGGGAAGGCCAAAGAAGGUCGAGACGCGUGAACACCACGCAAGACUACUCACCGACUGCUCCGUUUGGAUUGGAUAAGUAUGAUGUUCAAAACGUGCGGCAACACACGUAGACUGACAAAAUAACAAUACGCACAGGCAAAUAUUCUUUAGCCCGUGUCAAGAGCGAUGAUUAUUACUGUGUCGGUUGUGGAAGUCUUCUUUGUGCGUACCUCCCGGUCCGUACGAUACUGCCGACGGGUGCCGAGGAGCACGAUGUCCAUCGAAUAGAAGUCAAAACUGCGGCGAACAAUCUUUCCUUCUUUAUAUUCUGUUGUCCCUGCCUCACGUGGGCCCGAAUGCAAGUGGACUGUCAGCCCGCUCGAUUACUGCGUGGUUUUAAGUGAAUCCUUUUGAAACGUUUGGAAGAACUCAGCGGAGAACAAGCAAGCAGUAGAUGAACGUCGUGGAGACGGCGCGAGGCAAAAUCCUUUGCGGUCACAUCGGGGAACUUUCGAGGUUUCCGUCAGCUUCGCCGUCACCGAGAGAGCCGCGUUUAAAAGCCGCCUCCGUCUCGAGCGGCUCCGUCCGUCAACAUUUCCUCGGAGCGCUUCGGCUCUCGGCCCGCGUCUUGUCGGUACGGUGGCGGCAAAAAGCACGCAAGAAAAAAAAAACGCAGCCCGUCACAGGCGAGUCAACUUUUCCAAAUCGGUGGCGUGAGAGCCUCUUCGAGAUAUUAUUUUGCGAGUACGUCGAAACGCCUUACAGCAUGAAAUCAUUUGGACUUGGAGCAAAAUGUUCUGAAAAGUCCCCAAUGAGUUCACCGUUGAGACAUUGUCGUCAGCGGGUGCGCUCAUCAGCGGUGGUUCUCAAAGCGUGCUACGCGGGCUCCCUCUAGUGGUGCGCCAAAGGAUCACUCAAUUCAAUGUUGAAACUGCAGCAUUUUCUUUUUUAUCCAGCGCAGCACAUUUGGGAAGUACGGUUGAGCUGAAUUUCACUUUUAUGUCGUGAAUCUUUGGAAACACAUUUUAUUGCAACAUUUGGGGAUAAUCCAUUUUCAUGGAGUUCUUUUUGAUGUAGUUUUCUUUUCCUCUAUUUUAGCGCACUAUUACCUGAACAAUAUGGAUUCGUCGACAGUCCAGUGUGCCCCUGAAAUUCGUGAGGGGUCGGGACCGAGCCCCGUCGCGAAUAGCGAAAAUCUGCGAGGAAUUGCCGCGCUCGCUUAGACGGUUUAUAAUCGCCAAUAGAUGCCAAUUAUAGAUUACCGGUGCACUCGCUGUAGUCGUCCCGCCACGCUGCACUAUUUGCAUAUCUGUUGUUGACCGAUACUGGCCACUCAUGCCAGAGUAGCAUCUGCAACAUUUGCACAAUCGACAUUGUCCCAGAUGAUCGCUUGAAGUCUCGGCGCUCAUUGCACCGGACUAUUGCAAUAUCAGUCUUUCGAACUGCUCUAAGUGCUAGAGGACUCUGCAUCUUUUUGCACAAUUGUCAAAAAAAAAAAAAAAGUAGCGGCAUUACCAGAUAACUAGCAAGCCUUUAUUGCUCAGUGACUGUUUUUUGUCAAUGUCUUUCUGUCUCCAAAGCGUUCUCCGUCAAUUGACCGUCUGUUGUCGUACUCGAGCGGCUCCGACUACCGGAGACAAAUUGCUUGUUUGUUUUUUGGACAUACUUGGCAAAUAGAGGCGAUGAUUCUGAUUCCGAUUCUGAUUGUGAGAAUCCACGCAGGCACGGACGGGGAGAACAUGCUAACUCCACACAGGCAGGGCCGGAUUGGAUGGUUGAUUCCAAAAUCGCUUGUUCAGUCAGCGCAAAAGCGGCGUAGUGGCGGUUUGCUGCGUUUGCUUGUUUGGCAGGGUGUUAAUCUGCGGCGCGGUCGCUUCUAUAUGUUAUUAUUUUAAAUUGAGGUUUUGGGCGGCUGGGAGACGGCCAAGUGGGACGGGGGCGCUCGGGGUCCAGGGGGAGUGGACCGUUUUCUCGUGGAACCGUUACGUUAAUGCAACCUUCUCUUCCAUCUAUUGUGAUUUUAUAUUUAGCGACAUGACCGUCUCUGUUUUGAUUCGACAAAAUUUGGAGUGGCGCCAAACACUUACAGCGGGUUACUUCAUACCAGGAAAACCAUCCAUCCAUUUUCUGUCGCGGGCGCGCCGGAGCCUAUCCCAGCUAACAUCGGGCAGGAAGCGGGGGACACCCUCAACCGGUUGCCGGCCAAUCGCAGGGCACAUACAAACAAACAAACAAACAACCACCCGCACUCACAUUCACACCUACGGGCAAUUUCGAGUCUGCAAUGAAGACAUGUUUUUGGGAUGUAGGAGGAAAACUAUUUACUUUGUAUUAUUUUUAAUCCCAAUUUUACAUCGUAAAAUAGUAAAGUGCUGAAUCUCAUCCAACUCAAUUACUCUGUUAUUCAUUCCAACAACUAAAUCCAGAAACGUGGCGGCCAUGUUAAAUGUGGCAACGUUCUCAGACCAUCCAUUGACUGGCAGCAGUUCAGUCUAUUUUAGUCGCGUACCUAGCGUCGUGCGCUGCGCAGAGAGAGCACACAUGGCUGGCUGCGACGUUAAUUCAAAGAGGAAAAUCACACACGAGUCUCUGGAGUCUGGAACGGGUUAUUUUUGGUACAGUGCAGUGUUUCCCGCAGGACGGCAAUCUACGGUAUUUGUGGUGGUGGGUACCCGGCGGUUUUGGAAGUGAAACCAUUACCUACCCAAUAUCUUAUAAUAAAUAAAACCUAUUUCAAUAAAAGUAUACAAUGGCUUCAAUAAAUCAAUCAAUAAAUGGAUACAAAGAGAUUAAUAUCCAAAAUCUAGCGUAUUUGUAGCAGCCAAAAUGUAAUUGUGGCGGCAAACCACAAAGAAAUGCAUGUGUGGCAAACCCUGCAGUGAAGAUUUUUUUGGACAAGCCGUUCGUCAAUGGCGACAGAUUAGGAACUAGGAAGCACACUCAUUCCUUGGGGCUCAGGAAAGCGACCCACCUACAAUGAGUUCUGAACGUCAACAAUGUCACCAUGACUAAGCACGUUUGGAUCAAAUGUUUUCAAGCUUUUCUAUAUUUGUGGACAAUAACUUUGUACUGUACUGAGCAUUUUAGGCCACAAAAAAAGGAAUAAACAAUUUUGUACUGCA
Molecule: messenger RNA, 6774 nt
Organism: Phyllopteryx taeniolatus (common seadragon)
Lineage: Eukaryota; Metazoa; Chordata; Actinopteri; Syngnathiformes; Syngnathidae
Gene: epsti1
Product: epithelial stromal interaction 1
Exons: 7
Coding region: 135-1004 (289 amino acids)
Source: RefSeq, a predicted model, not a curated record